AUGGGCUGCUGUGGCUGUUCUGGAGGCUGCGGGGGCUCAGGGGGCUGUGGGGGCUCAGGGGGCUGUGGGGGCUGUGGGGGCUGCGGGGGCUGUGGGGGCUGUGGGGGGUGUAGGGGCUGUGGGGGCUGUGGGGGCUGUGGGGGCUGUGGGGGCUCAGGGGGCUGUGGGGGCUCAGGGGGCUGCAGGGGCUGCGGGGGCUGUGGGGGGUGGGGCUGUGGGGGCUGUGGGGGCUCAGGGGGCUGUGGGGGCUGUGGGGGCUGUGGGGGCUGUGGGGGCUGCGGGGGGUGUAGGGGCUGUGGGGGCUGUGGGGGCUGUGGGGGCUGUGGGGGCUCAGGGGGCUGUGGGGGCUGCGGGGGCUGCGGGGGCUGCGGGGGCUGUGGGGGGUGUAGGGGCUGUGGGGGCUGUGGGGGCUGUGGGGGCUGUGGGGGCUCAGGGGGCUGUGGGGGCUGUGGGGGCUGUGGGGGCUGCGGGGGCUGCGGGGGGUGUAGGGGCUGUGGGGGCUGUGGGGGCUGUGGGGGCUGUGGGGGCUCAGGGGGCUGUGGGGGCUGUGGGGGCUGUGGGGGCUGUGGGGGCUGCGGGGGGUGUAGGGGCUGUGGGGGCUGUGGGGGCUGUGGGGGCUGUGGGGGCUCAGGGGGCUGUGGGGGCUGUGGGGGCUGUGGGGGCUGUGGGGGCUCAGGGGGCUGUGGGGGCUCAGGGGGCUGUGGGGGCUGUGGGGGCUCAGGGGGCUGUGGGGGCUGUGGGGGCUGUGGGGGCUGUGGGGGCUGCGGGGGGUGUAGGGGCUGUGGGGGCUGUGGGGGCUGUGGGGGCUGUGGGGGCUCAGGGGGCUGUGGGGGCUGCGGGGGCUGCGGGGGCUGCGGGGGCUGCGGGGGGUGUAGGGGCUGUGGGGGCUGUGGGGGCUGUGGGGGCUGUGGGGGCUCAGGGGGCUGUGGGGGCUGUGGGGGCUGUGGGGGCUGCGGGGGCUGCGGGGGGUGUAGGGGCUGUGGGGGCUGUGGGGGCUGUGGGGGCUGUGGGGGCUCAGGGGGCUGUGGGGGCUGCGGGGGCUGCGGGGGCUGCGGGGGCUGUGGGGGGUGUAGGGGCUGUUGCCAGUCCAGCUGCCGUGUUCCCGUUUGCUGCCAGUCCAGCUGCCGUGUUCCCGUUUGCUGCCAGUCCAGCUGCUGCGGACAGUCUUGCUGCAAGCCCAGCUGCUGCCAGUCCAGCUGCUGUAAGUCCAGCUGCUGCCAGUCCAGCUGCUGUGUCCCUAUUUGUUGCCAGCGCAAGAUCUGA
This is a messenger RNA of Loxodonta africana (African savanna elephant), 1263 nucleotides long. RefSeq names its product keratin-associated protein 5-4-like. The record is from RefSeq and is a predicted model, not a curated record. The transcript is spliced from 4 exons. Bases 1 to 1263 code for a protein of 420 amino acids. NCBI's taxonomy places the organism in Eukaryota, Metazoa, Chordata, Mammalia, Proboscidea, Elephantidae.